This is a messenger RNA of Coccidioides posadasii C735 delta SOWgp, 1398 nucleotides long. RefSeq lists its product as uncharacterized. The record is from RefSeq and is a predicted model, not a curated record. Gene Ontology annotation, molecular function: zinc ion binding. Lineage: Eukaryota; Fungi; Ascomycota; Eurotiomycetes; Onygenales; Onygenaceae.
AUGUCUGCCCCAACUAGGCAGCUCGGAAAGCUAUCAAUUGGAGGCAUGCCGACCACUCGAGCACAGACCCAACGAGGAGCCAGCGUUCCUUAUGAAACUGAGCCUCGUUCUGAUAGUGAAUCUGAGGAAGAAACCUCGAGCAGCGAUGAAGAAGUUCCUUCUCAACCCAUUGCGAGAGUGGUUCGCGGAUCCACGAACAUCCCUUACGAUUUGGGAGGGCUCUCUCCAGCGGCGAGAGGGCGAGUUAUGCAUGGCUUAAAGGGUGAAUUCGUUGUCGAUAGAUGCUGUGCUACACGGAGAGGCUUUGAUUUCGAUGUGGCAGACCAUGGUCGCGUUGGACUCAAUGACGGCUCCCUGGUAUGCUCAUGUCGUGACUUCGGGCAAACGAACCUUGCAUGUCGCCAUAUUUAUUGGCUUGUAGAUCAACUGCACCGAGGAUUUUAUCCUGGGCUUCCUCCGCAAGCCGUGCGAAUGUCGGAGACAGGAGAAACGCAGUUCUUCUCGCGUAUAGCCGAGAUGCUGGGGGAUAAGAUAGAAGAAAUUGCCAAGAAGCGUAGCUGGCUAUACUUCCCUGGAGUGACCUCUCCUGCGGAUUCGAGCACCGGUGGGCCAGAAUCGAUGAGUCGCCCUCAGAAAGCCCGCGACAUCCUCUCUGCGUUCAGCAAGUCAGCCAUGCCUGACGAGUUUCGGCCGGAUCUCGUUGAGACUAUUAAUCAACCUCGGACCCCAGAACAGUGUGUGGUGCAAGGGGAUUUUGAAGCUACUAUGUUUCGUCUCGCUGUUCAUGACGAGAAUGUUUAUUCUGGCCUUCGCAAGGUCAUGCCCUCAGGAGCGCGAGCAGAUAUUUUCUUCGACAAAAUCCAAACUAGAAUUCGAAUUUUGUUUGCUGAAUUUGACCGAUAUCGGGAGACUGGCGCCGUGCGCCCGGAUGGUACUGCAUUGGAGAUCCCAGUGGUCGUUGAGGAGCUGAAAAGGAGACUUGAUCAGAUUCAACGCAAUAUCCUCGCUCGCUCUCCACACGGUUCAAUUGGUGCCGCUGAAGCGCUGAUCCACUUGCUGCGAGAAGUUUCCACUCGAAACUACGAUGCUUUUGAAGACGCCGACUGGGACCGCCCAGUUCCUGCUGGAGAACAGGAGGAAGAGCGGAAUCUAUACCUACAACUUAUCGACCAGUCCGGCCACACGGACUCAUUCUUCGUCCUCGACUGCCUUGAAAUUCUGCCCGAUUUUGUUGUACGCCAAUGGACCCCACAGCUGGCAGCUAUUUUCAACGCAAUUCAUGCGAACGGUGCCUCGCUUUCAUACUUGCGCAAAUUGCAGGCAUUGAAAGCUGGGGUAUCUGGUCACAAGAGGCCUGCUGCGGGCUUGCCUGGAACCGACAGGAAGAGAACAAAAUAA